Lactuca virosa is the source of this 392-nucleotide messenger RNA. The record is from the annotation of a GenBank genome assembly. NCBI's taxonomy places the organism in Eukaryota, Viridiplantae, Streptophyta, Magnoliopsida, Asterales, Asteraceae.
AUGAAACAAGCAAAGCAACUUCUGUGUUUCUUCUCUCUUCCUUUGCCAAAAUUUCUUGUAUGCAGAAUAAUCAGUGAUUUAUAUGGAAACGGAUCACAGUUUCCAGACCUAAGCAACAUGACAGACAUGGAGAAUUUCUUUGUGUGCAUUUUGUCUACACUUGUUUUCUCUGAAGUAUCUGGCAUUCAAACACAAACUGGAACACUUCUUCAAAAUGAACAAAAGAUUGAGUUUGAUGUAGUGGACAUAUCAUGGUGAGUUCGGGUCUCAAGUGUUCAGAAAAAAAUAUUAAAGAGAUUUGAUAUGUGAUUUUAAAAAAACAUCGGUCAUAUUUGUGUAAAUUCUACUGUUUUAUAGCCAUUAGCAACGUUGUAAAAACUGUUAGAAACAGG